GAUGCAGCUCCUUCAACACGCCAGAAGGUUCAUUUAUAGCAGGAAGGGACAAAGGGCCUGCACGGGCUUCUGACCAUGACUUUCCAAGACGUUGCUCGACACCAUUGCGAUGUAGUGAAGACAUGUUCAACUCAAGUCACAGAGAGACACGUGAUGGGAUGAAGCCUUGUACAACCACUCCAUCAGGUGUGUUGCAUGAUCGGCGAGCACGGUUCCAUGCUCCUCUCCGGGCACGCCUGACGACUGUGGAGAGCUCGUAUUCACCAAGAAGGUCAGAUGGUAAUCGCUCUCUUCAGCCACUUCGAGCUAUGACGCCGGGCUGCUUCAAGUCCAAAGCUGCCCCCACACCAAAGACUAGUACCCCUUUGAAUUCCAACGCAAACCGAAGGAUGUGUGGUCCUCGGCCGCAGUUUAUCACGCCCUACAGAAAGCAGGAAGCCAGUAGGGAGGUUUCGCCUCUUGCGCGUUGUAGUAGCUCUAGUAUACCGGUCAGUGGUUCCGCGGAGGAUCAAGGUUCAGAUGUCGUGGAACCGUCUUCAAAGAAACCCAGAAUAUCAGCGUCUAACAGCACAAUGGAUGAGAAGAACGGUCAUCAUGGAACUGUUUCUCAGACCGACGGCAGAGUGAAACCGCAGCCUGGUUUCCUUUCUCAUUUGCGUCUCCACAAUGGAAGAAUAAAGCUUAAAGAUAUUGUUGGACAUGGCACACUGCCAGGGCAAUUCACCACAGCGGAGCUGAUUGAACUGGGUGUGUCUCCAGAGGUGAUCUCUAUUUCUUCCUCUAAUGCGGGAUCAUUCCGGUUCAUCGGAAGGAAGUAUUUCAGUGAAUCUGUGUUGACUAGCGGGGGUGGUAUUAGAAUGGAGGACGGCGGAGUGUUGCAUGCUGGGAUUGAUGGCUGCGUGGGCCUGGAAGAAAUACAAAGUGCGUUUCUUAGCACACCUGGAGUGGACGGUCAGUUGAUCAGUGAACAGUGGAUCGCAAAUCAUUACAGAUGGCUCGUAUGGAAACUAGCCGCCACGGAAGUUGCAUUUCCAUGUCAAUUUGCUGGAAGAUGCCUGACUCCGGACUGGGUUUUGUGCCAACUGAAGUACAGAUAUGACCGUGAAAUCGAUCACAGCAACAGGUCUGCAUUGAAGAAAAUACUGGAGCGGGAUGAUACAUCCAGUCGUGCGAUGGUGCUGUGUGUCUCUAGUGUAACAGUAACGGAAAUUCAAGUUGACAACACUGCUGCAAAGCAGACAGAUAACGACGGCGAAAAAGACGGGCAGGGCACUGUUAAUAAAAUAGAGAGUUGUGCAAUCAUAGAGGUUACUGAUGGCUGGUAUGGUAUUCGAGCCACAUUGGACAGACCACUUACAAGACUGUUACAUGACGGAAAGAUUGUUGUUGGGCAAAAGUUGUUCGUGUAUGGAGCCGAACUGAUAGGGUCUGAACAGGCUGUGUCCCCUUUAGAGGCUCCCUCGUCAUUGAUGCUGCGGCUUCAUGCCAACUCCACCCGGCGUGCACGAUGGGAUGUGAAACUUGGUUUCCAUAGCCACGCGCGUGCGUUUCCAUUACCGCUGGCCUCUUUGUUUGGUGAUGGAGGAUUCACAGGCUGUGUUGACGUCAUCGUUUUGAGGCAGUAUCCUGUGCAGUGGAUGGAAAAGAUGUCCGAUGGUACCAAUGUUUUUCGCAACUCUCGGCUUGAGGAAAGAGAAGCCAAAAAGUUUGAAGCAGAUCGACAGAAGCGAAGGGAAAAGCUGUUUCUGAAAAUACAGGAAGAGUUUGAAAAAGAAUGCCAACUGCCAGAAAAGAGAAGAUCCGCGAGGUUCCGACGCCGUUCGUUUUCAUCACGUGAUUUGAAAGACUUGCAUGACGGGAAGGAAAUUUAUGAAACUCUUACCCAGGCUUCCGAUCCUGACUCAGUCAAAGAGUGUCUCAAUGAGCGGCAAGUGCGAGCCUUAGAAGAUUACCAGCGCUCGUUACAGGAGAGAAAAUGUGCGGAAUUACAGAGCAAGUUUGAACGUGUUUGGAAAGAACAAGAGGAAGAACAGCGCCAGCUUCAAAGAAACGUGGUACCUCUACUGAAAGUUCGAAUUGCGGAUUACCUUUGCAAAGGGCAAGCCAGGCAGACUGCAUUGUUAAGCAUUUGGCGUCCAAGCGAGGAAGUGAUGCAUCUGUUGAGCGAGGGAUCCCGAUUAAGAAUUUAUCAUUUAACAGCAGCUGGUGUCAGGAACCGACCAGGUGCCUCUGAACUACAGCUUUCAGCAACACGAACGACAAGAUACGAAGAGCUGCCCAGUGACCCAGAUGUCAAAAGAGUGGUUUACAUGCCUCGACAGGCCGGUUCUUUUGAUGAGUUGCGAUGUGGUUCGUUGCAGUCGUUUUCAGAAGUCGAUGUAGUUGGAGUGGUGGUAUUUUGCAGUCCUGUAUCUACCCUCUCCAGCCCCAGUUCCAGCAUGCAGACCGUUUAUCUGUCAGACGAGGACAGCAACUUAGUAGCGAUAAAGUUCUGGGGAGGAUUGAAGGCGGUGGCUGUAGAAGAUCUGAUCAAGCCUUGUAGCUUCAUUUGCUGUACCAACUUAACAGUUCGACCAGAUGACCGGAUCCAGUGCCCCUCCCUGACCUUCACUGAACUGUCAACGCUGACCCUAAAGCCUCGCGAACCACAUCUACGGACUGCCUUGCACAAUCUGCACCAAAGUAUACCGGAUAUGAACCUUUUCAUGUGUCACAUUCAGCAGACUUUGACUAGCAUGCUUCGCCCGAAUGGAGCGUCUCCUUCAGUGGACGUGAAAGUCAACACUGUACCUACGUACGGACGGCAAAAUUACAAUUCUGCUCUGAGAAAGAAGUGUACGGAUGUAACGGUUACAGUGGAAUCCACAGACAGAGAAAACGGCAGCCCAAUUCUCAGCGGCCAAGAAUAUCGCUUAGCUGGAUUCGGUCAAUCAACGUCAUGUGACGGGCACGCGCUGUCACGCAAAUUGAAUGUCUCCAACAUUGAGGACCCUAAUAAUCCGGUCACGCCUACUGCCAGUGCACGCACGACCUCGAGGCAGUCAAAACGGAAGUUAUUGGACAGCAUCGCUGAGCCACCUCCCCUCUCACCUCUGCCCAGUUCCAUCCCGGCCAGCGUCAGAAGAGAAUUCAAAAGACCACGACAAGUUGGAAUGCCGGGAAAUGUUCGGCUUGAACAGUGAAACAAUGUAGACAACCUGGAAAGCACAGCUUGAACACGCUGUCAAUUCAAACACGAUUGAAAUGCCCGCCUUUUAAGGGGUUCAACAGUAUAUUAAGCGAGUAGUUUUUGGAGGGUACCGUCUUAUCUCCUGUGGAUGUCUUGGUGGUGGCGUCAUUUAUUUCUUUUAUUAGAACGCUUAAAAAUAUCUAUACAGAAAUUCGUAACAGACAUGAAUGUAAUACCGUAAUUCCAUUACAUUGAAGAGAUAAAGAAAGCUAAUUUGUUUGUUAGAAGAAAUACCUUUUUGCAUAAAGUUAAAUAAAAAAGAGAUGAAAAUUAUUUAGUUAACGAAUUGAAAAGCAAAAAAAUUAUAAGAGUAUGAUGUAAGAUGUUUGUUGAUCAUGUUAUGAAUGAGCUUGAACAAAUUAGAGACUGGCACAAAGUGCCACUCGAGUCCGGCUAAGUAAGUUGAAGUUUUUACAUUUACCCCAUUAAUUUGUGGUUAAACCGUUGUGGUUCACGGCGUUAAAUGAAGAUGUUAAACUUGUUCGUCCAAGAUGUAUUAAUUGUGGAUUCAAAUGCAAAAAUAUUUAAAUAAAGGCGAUGGUAAUUUU
Molecule: messenger RNA, 3777 nt
Organism: Orbicella faveolata
Lineage: Eukaryota; Metazoa; Cnidaria; Anthozoa; Scleractinia; Merulinidae
Biological process (GO): regulation of DNA-templated transcription; double-strand break repair via homologous recombination
Source: RefSeq, a predicted model, not a curated record